Messenger RNA from Daldinia childiae, 1488 nucleotides. RefSeq lists its product as uncharacterized. Bases 1 to 1488 code for a protein of 495 amino acids. The transcript has 3 exons. The record is from RefSeq and is a predicted model, not a curated record. Gene Ontology annotation, molecular function: metallodipeptidase activity. Gene Ontology annotation, biological process: proteolysis. Lineage: Eukaryota; Fungi; Ascomycota; Sordariomycetes; Xylariales; Hypoxylaceae.
AUGGCUAGCAUGACAUCACGUACUGAGUUACCUCUAGGAGAGGAUGCACCGUUUCAAACCGCGGGUAGAACAGACUCUGCAAACCUAGACGGCAAUUCACUUAUUGUUCAUUCUCAAGUUUCCCAAUAUAGUUGGUUGACACGUUGGCGGAGCACGAUAAUCGUAACGAGUCUCGCGAUUCUCAUUGCCCCUUUUACGUCCCUAGGCAGUUGGUUGUCACUGGCAGAAUCUCCUAUUGACCCAACCGACUAUGCCCUGCGGACAAAGCAUAUACUAAAGACGACACCGCUAAUUGAUGGUCACAAUGACUUUCCAUGGCUCCUCCGUGUUGAAUUACACAACCGUAUUUAUGAUGGGAAGUUUGAUCCAAAACAGCGUUUACUUGGCCACACAGACAUUGGUCGAAUGAGACAAGGGAUGAUGGGAGGUCAAUUCUGGAGCGUACACGUCAAAUGCGACGCGGCGCAGAAACAUUUUGAGGAUCCAUCUUGGAUAGUGCGGGAUACCCUUGAACAGAUCGAUGUGGCCAAGCGCUUUAUCGCGGAGUCCCCAGAGGUCUUCACUUACUGUGAAAAUCCUUCAUGUGUUCGUGUUGCAUUUCGGAAUGGUCGUAUUGCUAGUAUGUUGGGUAUCGAGGGCGGUCAUCAACUUGGAGGCUCCAUUGCUGCCGUUCGCCAGGCGUACGACCUCGGCGUUCGGUAUAUCACAACUACGCACAACUGUGAUAAUGCAUGGGCAACAUCUGCUUCGACUGUCGCUCGUGGGGGCCUUGAUAAAGGACUUACGCCACUUGGCGCCGCCUAUGUUCGGGAGAUGAAUCGUCUAGGUAUGAUGAUUGAUCUCUCGCACGUUUCUCAUCAGACUAUGCGAGACGUUUUAUCUAUCACUAAAACACCCGUGAUAUUCUCCCACUCGGGAGCAUAUUCAGUAACCCCUCAUCUACGCAAUGUACCCGACGAUGUUCUUCGCAACGUUCGCCGAAAUGGGGGAAUUGUGAUGGCUGUAUUUGUGAAUCGUUUCUUAAAUAUGCGGGAUUCGGGGGCAGUUACAAUACACGACGUGGUAGAUCACAUAUGGCAUCUCGCUCAAACUGCCGGUUGGGAGCACGUUGGAAUUGGGUCCGAUUUUAGCGGAACCCCUUUUACCCCUAAUGGUCUUGAGGACGUUUCUAAAUACCCUGAUCUAAUCGAGCUUAUAAUAGCUCGUGGGGCUACUGACGAUCAAGUCAAACUUGUAGUAGGAGAAAAUAUACUACGCGUAUGGGAGUCGAUUGAGCGUAGAGCUCGAGAGAUUCGGGCCAAAGGUGAAAACCCCGUCGAGGAGGAAUGGGAAGGUCGAAAGUGGCACAAGGGCUACAAGAACUCGCCUUACAUGUACCAGGAAACUCGAGAGAGGGCAGCACAAGAGGAUUGGGGCCACCCCGAUCAGUUUAAUGUUGGUAAGUCCGGACAACAUGGCACUGUAGUUAAGGACGAAAAAGACCUUUAA